Messenger RNA from Trematomus bernacchii (emerald rockcod), 1116 nucleotides. RefSeq names its product homeobox protein prophet of Pit-1-like. Gene Ontology annotation, biological process: regulation of transcription by RNA polymerase II. The transcript is spliced from 3 exons. NCBI's taxonomy places the organism in Eukaryota, Metazoa, Chordata, Actinopteri, Perciformes, Nototheniidae. The record is from RefSeq and is a predicted model, not a curated record. Bases 90 to 917 code for a protein of 275 amino acids. Gene Ontology annotation, molecular function: DNA-binding transcription factor activity, RNA polymerase II-specific; RNA polymerase II transcription regulatory region sequence-specific DNA binding.
UGGCAUUCGAAUUGGAUUUUACUGGCUGCAAUGCUUCUGAUAUCAACACCUUUUUCUCGGGACAUUAUUGGCCUGCUUCAUGCCUGGACAUGAACAACAACGAUGAUUACGCACAAGACUCCAGCAGAGUGCACCAUGACGCUGCUCAAAGGACACGCUCGGACACCCACCGUCGCCGGAAGCGUACCACCUUCAGUAAGGCCCAGCUGAGCGAGUUGGAGAGGGCCUUCUCUGUCACACAGUACCCGGACAUUAAAAUGAAGGAGUCUCUUGCAUCCUUAACCGGGCUCCCGGAGUCUAAAAUUCAGGUCUGGUUUCAAAAUCGACGAGCUCGCUAUUUCAAAAGCAAGAAAUCCUCCAGAGAGAUCCCCAAGCCCUCGUCAGACUUCCUCCACCAGUUCUCCUACACACCUUCUCCCAGUUCACCCUUCCCACAGUUUGCUCCUGCUUUCCCUCAUUACCCAAGCCUGCCUUCCCCACCAGGCUACCCUGCUCCCAGUCUACCUCAGUCCACCAGACUCUCCACCAUCCAGGGGGUGCCCGCACCUACAUCGCCCUUUGUCGCCCACCAAGCUGCACCGUGCUUCCCUCAUGGACCGCGAGUUACCCAAGACUACCAAACCCCUGACUUUACCGAUUACUGCCCAUUGUUCCCACACAGUGGACUCAUUGAAUGGGAUUUGACGGAGGAGUUUGAGGCUUUCCUCGGAGAAGCACAGGUAUCCCAGCCUAUUGGGAGUCGCUGCGCUGAAUUGGGACAUCCGGAACCCAGGGAGAGCAUGCCGAGCCAGCAGAGCUUCUCCAGCACCGACGUGUCCACAAAUGACCUCUCCAGUAUGUGCUUUCCGGAGCUGGACAACUUUAAUCUGUCGGAAUUGGACAUUUCUGCUGCAAUGAUCGAUUAUAUUUUGGGUUGACUUGUGAAAUUUGUUGUACAUUGAAAUAGGCUACGUAUUUAAAAAACUAAUUGUAAAAAUUAGUAUUGAGUUUAGAGUAUUUAUGGUGAGAUUGCCCUGAAGAAAGUGUGAAUUAAAUGUAUAGAAAUGUUCAGAUAACCCUAUUUACACAUUGUGGAUUAUUUUAUGAGCUUUACGAAUAAAACACAUGUUAUAUUUA